Molecule: messenger RNA, 534 nt
Organism: Soboliphyme baturini
Lineage: Eukaryota; Metazoa; Nematoda; Enoplea; Dioctophymatida; Soboliphymatidae
Source: the annotation of a GenBank genome assembly
AUGAACUGUUUAACAGUCGAGAGCAACAAUACCAAGAUGGGUUUGUGGCUAAGUUCAACGGGGGACCUCGCGAUGGUUCUCAACUCUCCUCGUUUCUCAUAUGGACUUUACACCGGCAAGUUCGUUUACCUUUUGUUUGGAACCGGUGACACCAUACGUGUGAUUGUGCGGGAUUUGUGCACCAAGGAAAACCGAGAAAAGGCUGCAGAGUGCUUGACAGCGGUCAGCACGCAAGACAAGCCUUUAAGGAUGAAGCGGAUGAUCGACAUUUGCAUCAGCAAACUGAACUGUUUUCAGAAGUUGCCGCCUUCUUGCCAAAGCAAACAGCUUAAACAUUCCAUGAAAAGCUGCACCCAGAAGACUGUAGUCAACUUCGAUGCGAUGAAGGAUCUUUUCAUAGCUUGUCUACCCCGAAAACUGAAUGACAAAGAGGAGAAGAAAAUGGUUUCUGUUUUGCGUCACGUGCAUUAUGCUUAUCGUCGUCAGAUCAGAAGAUUCUCUGAGGCGUGCGAAUCUCUGUACGAUCAUAUUUAA